AUGACGACAUCUAAACCCAAGAUUCUAGUAGUUCUCACCACUGCAGACAAGGUCCCCAAGACCGGAAAGCAGAUCGGAUGGUAUCUGCCCGAGCUUGCUCACCCAUUUCACGUUCUUAACCCUCUCGCCGAGUUAGUCUACGCGACUCCCAAGGGCGGCGAGUCUCCACUCGAUCCUGUGUCAGUGGAGCUCUUCAAGGAUGAUCCCGUAUGCAAAGACUUCCUUGAGAACCACGAGUCAGUUUGGAAGAAUACUCUUAAGCUCAGUGAGGUUGCUGGUCGAGCCUCAGAGUUCGACGCAAUCUUUUACCCGGGGGGACACGGUCCAAUGGUAGAUCUUGUCGACGAUGAGCACUCCAAAAGUCUCCUUCGUGACUUUCAUUCUCAGAGCAAAGUUAUCGCAGCUGUAUGUCACGGACCAGCUGCUUUCGUCAAUGCGACGACCGCAUCGGGUGAGUUGAUCUUGAAGGGCAAGCAGGUCACAGGCUUUGAUGACGUCGGUGAAGAGAUGUUUCAAUUUACAGAGGAUAUGGACUUUAGUCUAGAGAAGAGAUUGGGCGAGGCUAGUGGUGGAAAGUAUGUCAAGGCUGAUGAAGGUCCUCUUGCGGAGAAGGUUGUUGUUGAUGGGAAGAUGAUCACGGGCCAGAAUCCAGCGUCGUCCAAAGGUGUCGCUGAGGAGAUCGCCAAGGCGCUUGGAUGCAACAGCACGACCCGACAGAAUCCGGGGUGGAGUCUACCCCGCGCUAUGAGUGAGAUUGAUAGGUUGAGAGCUCGAGUGAAAGAGCUUGAGGGACAACUCAGAGAUGUGAGUGUCGCGACACCACCAGACGAGGACACCCCGGAGAUCGUACCGAACGACCCGUCUCCAAGCUUCUUAUAUGCUAACGAGGGAGUUCAACUCGAUACUACGAUGACGAUCCAGUCAUUAGGCCCCAGCACUCAGUUCUAUGGACCUUCAUCCACGUACUAUUUCAUUCAUUGUAUUAGCCAGCGUCUGAAAGCCAACAGUGGAGCCUUGAACACCGAUCAAGAGCCUCACAGCUUGAUACCCAACUCGGCAAGCAGAUGUAUGAUGAACGUCAUCAAUAUUCCCGACGCCGAGUUGGACCAACACCCAAUCUCAGAUAACGCGAUACCUGAUAGAGCGACGCAUGGAUUGACAGACACAUCUCUGUCGGGGAAAGACUUGUCAGCAACUCAAGGGGCCUUUUUCCUUGACCUCUUCUGGGACUCGUGGCACUGCUGCUACCAGCUUCUGGACGAGGCAGAGUUCAAGGAGCACUAUAACUCGCUAUGGGAUGACCCAACCGGUGACACAAGAAAAGACUCGCCUCUGGUCGAUAUAGUAUUGGCAUUGUGCAUGCAGUUCGGCGUUACGUCAUUGCCACGAGAAAGCGGUUACAAGGUAGAGAUCAACUCUCGCGACGCAGCUAUCGCGGGCCGUUGGCUCUACCAGCGUUGCCAGAGACUGAUAUCGUGUCACUUGGAGAGACCAACACUAGAGACCUUCCAGUGUCAAUUGUGGUCUGCGAUUUACCUAGCAAAUGCUUCUUAUCAGAAUAUGGCGCAGAAUAUGCUGGGGGUUGCAGCGCGCACAGCAUAUACGUUGGGGCUGCACAUUGAGCCAGGGAGCGACCUACCCGCCAAACAAAGAGAAGCACGAAAGCGUGCCUGGUGCAUUAUGUUCAUGUUUGAAACGAGAUCAUGUAUCCGAUUAGGUAGGCCUUGGGUCUCCCAAACCCAGCCAAUUUCAUCAUUAUUGCCUACCAGUGAUCUGGGUCAUGUUACCGCUGGCCUUGAUCAGCUGAGAUACACCACCGAGAGAGCUAGACUCUCCGAGAUAGCUCGAUCAGCCUUUGACCGUCCGUUCGAAUUCCGAUCGAUCGACGAAGCUAAGACAACGAUCUCCGAUGGUCGAUCAAAUGCAUAUGCUUCGGGGAUGGACAGAAUGCGCGCUUGGGCUCAUUCUUUGCCUCAUUUGCUGAAGACGCAGAGACGGAGCGGUGGAAUGCCUCUCUCAACAGACCUCUCAGAAAUUGAGAUUGAACAUUUCGUGCCACUUUCAUUGCAAAGACAACGCUUGAUGCUUGAACUAUUCUACCACGAACUGAUGCUAACACUUGGAAGGCAUCCCAUAAGCCAAUCUUUGACUCGUGCUGGAAUCAGACAAACCUCCUCAUCCCAUGAAGUGGCAGAUAUCUCAGUUCUACACGCAGCAGCAACGACGAAGCUCCUACAUCAGGUGUACCAAGAGUAUGAUAUCUUGAAUGGAUGGUACGAGCCGUUCAACUGUCAAUGGAACGCCGCGAUAACGCUCGUGGGAUAUCUCUUUGCAUACCCCCGAGACUGUCCAACGAACACAAUCGCCCGCACUGCUCUGUCGCAGAGUAUUACGGUCCUAGAAAAGAUGGGCGAGUUCUUUGGGACAGCUUCAAGCGCGGCUGGCGUGAUACGAGCACUCCAUCAGCUGCUGAACAUGACGGCCGAAGUUUAUAUGACGGCAGACAGCAUCCCUGACACAGUCCAAGACAUGGACCUCGCUGGCCUUGGGGCUUUGGACCUAUCCUUUGAGGGUAUAUUAGGGACGUUUGGGACAGAAUCUGAGUUUGAAAGACUUGGAUUUGGCAUUGACAUGCAGGACUUCCUAGCUAACGAUGCUGAGAAUAUGAGUACAGCGUAA
Messenger RNA from Fusarium subglutinans, 2679 nucleotides. RefSeq names its product transcriptional regulatory. The record is from RefSeq and is a predicted model, not a curated record. Gene Ontology annotation, molecular function: DNA-binding transcription factor activity, RNA polymerase II-specific; RNA polymerase II cis-regulatory region sequence-specific DNA binding; zinc ion binding. NCBI's taxonomy places the organism in Eukaryota, Fungi, Ascomycota, Sordariomycetes, Hypocreales, Nectriaceae. Gene Ontology annotation, cellular component: nucleus. Gene Ontology annotation, biological process: positive regulation of transcription from RNA polymerase II promoter by galactose; DNA-templated transcription. The coding region runs from base 1 to 2679 and encodes 892 amino acids. The transcript has 4 exons.